AAUUUAAAGAAGAAGCAGCGACUCCAGAAAGAAGAAACGGAGUUACGUGCUAAAAAAGUAAUUAUUGAGCCUAAGUUAAGUCUACUUUAGGGAAAUACCCGCUCCCAAGAUGCUCGAUCUGUACAGACGCACGGUGGCACGAUUUCCGCUAGGCAGCGUCAGCUACAUGUUCGCCUAUGGAUCCGGCGUCAAACAACAGGAAGGCUAUGAAAAACUUGGCAAUGGAAAUGGUCAGCGACCGGCGCCGGGAAGCGUUGUAGAUCUGGUUUUCUGCGUGCGGGAUGCUCAGGGAUUCCACGCGGAGAACCUGCAUCGCCAUCCAGCACAUUAUUCUGCUCUUGGACAUCUGGGACCGCGCUUUGUUGCCAACUACCAGGAGCGUUUGGGUGCUGGCGUCUAUUGCAAUACUUUGAUUCCACUGGCGGAUGUGGGUCUUACCAUAAAGUACGGUGUCGUGUCGCAGGAACAGCUGUUGGACGAUCUACUUGACUGGCGGCAUCUAUAUCUGGCUGGGAGGCUCCAUAAGCCCGUAACGGAUCUAGUGAAUCCCUCAGAUAAUCCUUCUCUUAAAGCUGCACUCGACAGCAACCUUUUGUCUGCUCUGCAAGUUGCUCUGCUACUAUUACCGGAAAAGUUCACCGCCUACAGUCUGUUUCACACCAUCGCUGGACUGAGUUACAAAGGAGAUUUCCGCAUGAUUUUCGGGGAAAACAAGCAGAAGGUGCAUAAUAUAGUUAAUCCGCAAAUCAAGGAUUUCUUUGCCUUGUACCAACCUUCAUUGGCGCAACUCUCCAAGUUUGUGGCUGUCAAUAUGAACGGUCAGGAGCCAGGAAGCGGGAAGGCAACCAUACUCUUCGAGCAGGAUAAAUCCUCGACAGCCGCCGCCCAACACCUGCAAAAGUUGCCCGUGGAGCUGAGGAAACGCCUAAAGCGGAAUGCUGCCUGUCGGGGCGAUUACGCCGAGGUGGUGGAUCACCUUUCCGUGGCUUCUCAACUUCCGGAGGUGCUGCAGGCAUCCGUCAACGACAUCGUUUGGCGCAGCAGCGUCACACAAUCGAUCAAAAACAUCGCCAGUGCGGGCGUUCUCAAGUCCCUGGUCUACAGCUACCGCAAAGCCCAGAAAACAUUCGCUGUUUAGGUUUAUUUUUGGGAUAAUCCCCUGGCUGCCAAUUUACCGACUAAGUUGUCCCAACAGCUGCAUUUCGUUAUAUAAUUUUAAGCUUUAAAGUUGUUAACUGCAAUAUAUGUAAAGCCCAAGUCAAAGAAAUGAGUUUUUUUGGGGAUCUCAGAGAGAAACUAGGUCAAGCAAUAAGAUUAGUGUUCUAGAUUAUUUUACUAACAGAGAAUACAAGUAAAGGCUUAGAUGGAAUCUGCA
Molecule: messenger RNA, 1375 nt
Organism: Drosophila rhopaloa
Lineage: Eukaryota; Metazoa; Arthropoda; Insecta; Diptera; Drosophilidae
Product: phosphatidate cytidylyltransferase, mitochondrial
Exons: 1
Coding region: 110-1138 (342 amino acids)
Biological process (GO): CDP-diacylglycerol biosynthetic process; cardiolipin biosynthetic process
Cellular component (GO): mitochondrion
Molecular function (GO): phosphatidate cytidylyltransferase activity
Source: RefSeq, a predicted model, not a curated record